Messenger RNA from Zonotrichia albicollis (white-throated sparrow), 1951 nucleotides. The record is from RefSeq and is a predicted model, not a curated record. NCBI's taxonomy places the organism in Eukaryota, Metazoa, Chordata, Aves, Passeriformes, Passerellidae.
CUGGGCGGUUGCGGAGAGGCCGCCCCAUUCUGUCCGCGGCUGCUCGGGCUGGUUCUCCCUUUGUUACUCACAUCAGACCCGGGAUGGCUUUUGCCAGUCUGAAAUAACGGUUUAUUGUUCUCGCAUUCACAGCUGUGAUCACAAGGAAGGAAGCGAUAAUAGCGAGAUUUGCUCUCGAGCCGAUGAGAUGGUACCAAGCAAGACAGCGGUGUCUGAUGAUGCGUUUGCAUUCACCAGCCAGCGGUACAGGAAUGAAGCUAAAGCUUUACAAACACAGCUCCAGUUUAAUAGAAAUGUUCCUGCAGUUCCAGAGAACUUGGCUCUCAGAUUCUCUCACCCCCAUCCAAUUAUAAUAGAAAAACUGAAGGCAUCCAGUGAUAAGAGAAAUCGUGUUGGAAGGGAGGACCUCAGCCUGAGAAGCUCUGGGAUGUUCUCAGUGGUGUCUGAAGAGAGACUUAAAUUGGCUGUUCAGCUGGCAAAAAGGGACAUCAAACAAAGACGUCUCGAAGAACAAGUAAAACAGCAGCACUGCUUCCCUUGGAGAAAAGGUGCCAGCUCAUGGGAGGUGUUUUCCCUCCAUCUCCACCUGGGAGAAACCCUUCCUUAGGCCUCAGCCUCUCAUUCCCGGGCGCACAUGGGCUGCUCAGCCGUGCUCAGCAGAUGCCCAGGCCCCACUGGUUCCCCAGUGGCCCUUGGAGCGUUUGGGCUACCCAAGUAAGUUCCAGGUGAAAUCUCCAACCUGCAUUAGCCAGCACUGCCUUUCCUCCCUGGGGAUGUUUUGCUGUGAUUGUGAUGGACUGACAGCACAGAGGCCCCAGGAACAGCACGUCCUGUCUCCUCCUGGACCUCAGCAAUACAUUUUUAAACAUGUAACUUCAGAAGAUAUAUAAAUUAGAGAGAAAAUUUAACAGAACUUCAUGUUUUCAAUGCCAAGAAGUUUCAAGACUUUCUGAAGGAAGGUCAAGCAUUUGUGUACCUGCUGCUACAACUCAUCCCUUAUAGCUCUACAAUGCAAGUAGUGUCUCGGAUGUGACAGACCCUACCCACUGUGGAACAAUGGGAUACAGGAGAUGCAGAAAAUAUUAACUAACCUUCUUAGUCCAUCAGGUAGGGGCACUAAUAAUAAUUCUUUCACUUGCAGGAGUAUCAGAAAGAAUCAUUCACUAGUUUUUGCACAAUGUAUCAUAAUGUCAUGGACAACAGCUGCCACAGAUGUUUCUCAGAAAUUGGUGUGGUUCACUUCCCAUCUAAACAAGCCCCGUCUGUCCCCCCUUUUUCUCUGGGAAAAAUGAAAGCAGAAGAAAAAGGAAGUGCAGUAAGCCAUUAUUUAGAUCUGGGAAUAAUGAAUGUUUAUCAGGAUUUUGUAACACAAAUUAUGUAAUGAAGCAGAGAAAAGGCUUUUGAACAAAUAUGUUAAUGAGAUGGCAGCUGAGGCAGAGGUUACAGAGCUGCCAAUUCUGAUACAAAUUUUUAAUGUGAUUUUCUAUUGGAUCAUUUUCUUUUGCGGUCAUUAGCCUGCACUGCAUUUGAAUGGGCUUUAGAGCACAAACUAUAUGGGAAACACCAAUUCUAGCUCAAGAAAGACUGAUCAGCAACAUAUACUGACUGAGAAAAUCCCAGUGACUCAAAAUUCAGAAUGAGGACUUUUAUGUAGAACAUUGUUGAGCACGGGGGUUGUGCCGAAAGGACUGUUCAUUCAGAGUCUUGAGAGCUUUUCCUGGAAGAAUAUCAGAUGCUCCACUGGGAACUUAGUUGAAAGCUACUCCUGAAGCAGGACAGUGGGCUGGCAGUAACUGGGAAGGACCGACUGGAGGGAAAAUGGAGAGCAAUGAAGGAGUGAAUGCUGGAACCAUUUUUUCAUUGGAGACAGGCCACAGGAAUUCAAGUUUUGGCCAAUUCCCCACUUUCUGCUAGACUUUGCACUGGUGUGAAGUGUGUUUCCUCUGUGUUG